AUGAUCACCCUGGAUCGAAUCCGUUUGGUUCCAAGGGUUGAGCGCACCGUCUGGCAUUCCGUCUCAUCCAGAACGAUGUCAUUUGCUUUGAUGUUCAAUUAUGCUAUUGCCAAUCUUCCCAAUCAGUCAACAAAGAAAGGUAUACAUACUAACGACUUGGUUGCUGACUCUACUACAUAUUACAUGAACGCAUCUGCUGCCCAUCAGUCCCUCUAUCCGGCUUGCAAAAGGGAAGUCCACAUCAGCCAAGUUACCUUCCCAUGGGUUGCAGCAGCCCCAUCGCUCAAUGGGAUUGAUAAACUUGUUCCAAUCAGCGCGGCAUUGCAAUGCCCCUUUGUUGGAUUCGUGCUCGAACCUAUGUCGCCGCAGAGGAUACCCCUUACAGAUCCCUUCAAUGCCUGGCGACGAGCGCUGUACGAGAUAGGAUGUUCGAUCACUGGAAGUGUGAUCUUGCUGUCGCUCCAUCUUGGCCGUUUAGCAAGGGAAGACGUGCUUAUCUGCGCCAACAAGCGAGCAUUUACAAGGGGGAUGACGCUAUGCGUAUGUAGUUGGGUCCAUCCCCGUGGUGGUGAUCGUCACAUGGUGAUCCACGAGGCUGCACCAGUUCGUGGCAAGAACCUCAUCCUUUUGGCUGGGUCACUAAUCCAGUAUCAACACCGAGGUAUCCUGGAAGACCAGCCCAUCGCCGCAUUGGAGUCAUUCAGAAGACAGUUGAUAUUGAUACUUGGAACUCCUCCAGUGUCAACAACAAGGAUGUGA
Messenger RNA from Aspergillus fumigatus Af293, 759 nucleotides. RefSeq lists its product as uncharacterized. The transcript has 3 exons. NCBI's taxonomy places the organism in Eukaryota, Fungi, Ascomycota, Eurotiomycetes, Eurotiales, Aspergillaceae. The record is from RefSeq and is a predicted model, not a curated record. Bases 1 to 759 code for a protein of 252 amino acids.